GGUGUGGCCAGCUGGGGACCAGUCCCAGGACACUUGGGUCAUCAAGGGUCAGGAGACCAGACUCGGGUUCACCAUGGAGUCAGGACUGCGUCAGGCCUGGCUCCAACCAGCUGAGCCAAUGGCCUCCCCUCCCCCCCCCCCCACAGCGCAGAAGUGAGGAAGUCAUCCAAGCCCCACCCUAGCUCUGCGCCUGGAGCGGAAAUGUUUGUCCUCCUUGAGGCUGAUGGGGAGAAGAUACAGCCAUGACGCACGCCUUCCUUUCCUGUGGGCCUGGAUCAUGGAUUCCUGAGCGGCCACCCCCGCAGCCUCUAGGGCUCCCCAUCAGCCAGGCUUCUGCGACUCGCUCACAUCUUUCAGCCAUUCCACGGGAGAAACGGACAGCUGCUCAGCCCUGCAGCAGGAGGUCCCCUUUCUGGCCGGGCCCCUCAAGGGUCCCCGUCGUGGUGCGGCUCCCUUCUUCCCCACUGGCUCAGUGCCCCGCCACGCUCAGCAAGGGCCGGGAGUAACAACAAGGGCCCGGAGUAACAACGCUCUCAGCCCUUAACGCUCUAACACCUAGGAAGCUGCACGGCCCGGCACUGCUUGAUCCACUGGUUCCAAAAACACAGCCCACAGACCCAUGGCUGGCAGGCCUCUGCCCACCAGGUGCCAGGAGGAGGAGAUUGCCAAAGACCCCGGGCCGAAACCGGCGGCAGUGAGGCCCCGGGGCCGCCUGCCCAGCAUCGACGAGGACCGACCCACAGGUGUCGGCCCAGCUUCCCGCCGUGGCUCUGUGCUGGGCCUAGCCACCUCCUUCUCACGCCGCAGCUCGCUGGCUGGGCCAGGCACAGGUCCUGGAGGCCGACGACCAUCCCUGGGCCCACUGCCCCCUCUCGGCUCACGGGUUGGCUUCUCUGGGUUGCCUCUGGCACCUGCCCGGCGCAUGGCACCCUCGCAUCGCAGGGAGCCGGUGCCCGGGGAGCACUGGGAGGUUGCGCAUGCACAGCGGGCCCUGGAGGCGGCGCUGGCGGCCAGGCUGCAAAACACCUGCUACUCCGGCGCCGAGGCCGGGCGGCUGACGAAGGAGCUCUGCGACCAGGUGCGCGUGCGCCUGCGCGAACUCUGCCCGCCGCGCUACAAGCUUGUGUGCAGCGUGGUGCUGGGGCCACGUGCCGGCCAGGGUGUGCACGUGGUCAGCCGCGCACUCUGGGACGUGGCCCGCGACGGCCUGGCCUCCGCCGCUUUCACCAAUGCCUCGCUCUUUGCCGUGGCCACCGUCCACGGGCUCUACUGUGAGUGAACAGGCCUCCAAGUUCUGCAAAAACGAUUUAUUGGCCCAGGAGGGGCCCCCCUGGGGCUCACAUCCCAAUAAAUAAAUGUUAAUAAAUAAAAG
Molecule: messenger RNA, 1372 nt
Organism: Lepus europaeus (European hare)
Lineage: Eukaryota; Metazoa; Chordata; Mammalia; Lagomorpha; Leporidae
Gene: DYNLT4
Product: dynein light chain Tctex-type 4
Exons: 3
Coding region: 620-1279 (219 amino acids)
Biological process (GO): microtubule-based movement
Cellular component (GO): cytoplasm; cytoplasmic dynein complex
Molecular function (GO): dynein intermediate chain binding
Source: RefSeq, a predicted model, not a curated record